CAUAGAUCGGUACAAGUAUGUAAGAGUGUCGACAGAUCUGACAACCAGAAAGCAUCUUCAAAACAACGAUAAUGUAGAAAGUUUCGAGGGUCAUUAUGUACAUUGAUUUGUUUUUUGUGUUUGCUUAUAUUGAUAUAGUCAUAACACUGAAGACUGGGGAUCCACAUGUUUGUCCAAAGCCAGUUAAGAUGAGUAAUCCGUCUGUAACCCAAAAGGAACUAGAUAUAGAGUGUUGUCCUGACUAUAUUUACCAGAAUAGACAAUGUGAAGCAUGUCCGCCUGGAAAAUUUGGUCAGGAUUGCUCACUGACAUGUUUGAAUAAUUACUACGGGGUGCAGUGCAAACAUGUGUGCAGCUGUACAGGUAACAAGAAAUGUGAUCCAAUUCAUGGCUGUGUCUGUUAUGAAGGAUUUACGGGAAAGUUCUGCAAAGAUGUUUGUCCAACUGGAAGAUACGGCGUGAACUGUUAUGAGGAAUGUUUCUGUGCACAAGACGCUAAGUGUGAUCCGGUAACUGGGGUUUGCUUGUGUCCUGCAGGAUGGUUUGGAGAUCACUGCACAAAGGAAUGCCCAUUUGGAAAAUUUGGAAAGGAUUGCAAUGGAACUUGUGACUGUUCAAAUGACGUAACAUGCGAUGUCAUAAACGGAAAGUGCAGCGAGAAAGAAGAUCCGAAUUCAGAUGGAGACGUUAAUGAAUCAAAUGGUACAGUUAUGAUUUACAUAAUGAUGGCUGCUGCUGUUAUUGGUUUGGUCUGUGUUGUAACGAUGACCUUGAAAGCUAAAGAAGCACUAUGUCGUAAAGUACAGAAACCAAAAAAGAAUGCUACAAAACCAAAGAUUACACGCCGGAAGGCACAACGAAGAUCAUCAACCCACAGAGAAAACGCUCAGACCGAAUCGUUUAAAAUAGAAACAACAGUAUCAGCCUUGCAACAUCCAUUUGAAGAAGAAGACUUGUAUUGUGAAAUAGAAGAUAUCAAUCUUUCCAAAACCCAGUCGGUAUUAAUGCCAAUAUGAUUGUACAAACUUAUGUCGAAAUUCAUAAAAUAUCGAUGACAACAGUUCAAUCAUGGAAAUUUAAGAUAUAUGGAUAAAUAGAAUCGGACAAGGCCAAAUGUUUUUUUAAAAGAUGAUAUUUCUGUAGUAUUGUCGCCUUAUAGUUAUAUUCCAUUUCAGUGUGUUAUUAUUCAAUCUUGAUGAAAUUAAACUCUUUAUAUUGCUUUACAGUAGGAAUGAUUGACGAUAGCAAAUACUUGUUUCACUGAUUCCGUUCAUGUUGCCGAUGUUAAAACUCAUAAAUCCAUAGUUUGUAUGAUUCUAAUAAUAAGAAGAUGGGUAUGUUUAAAAAUGCGGCAAGUAUCAACCAUGGAUUACAGGACAUGAAUGUUACAAAAAUAGGUCGACGAUCGGCCUUUAAUCAAAACUAUAUCAUACCCAAAACUGUAUAGUCAAUCAUAAAAUAGACAAAGUACCUACUAGAUGGAACAUUUCCUUUGUUAUGAAAGAACUAUAAUUUUUAACGCUCUGGACAAUCAAAUAUUAUAUUUGGUUCUGUUAUUGUAUCUCUCUGGUUAUGAACUGAGUAUUUUCACUUGAAACAUUCAAUCCUGAUAACUGUCCCAUGCAUGUUCAGUAAAUGUUUUCUAUCAUAUUUUAACUCCAACAGGGAAUUCAUUAAGUUCUUUGAAUAAAUAGCUUAAAUCCGUUUAUCUUCUAAUUUUAGUUCUUGAAAAAAUAGCUAAAUUGUUUAUCUGAGCUGUGAUUUAAAACUAGGAAUUCUUCAAAUCCUUUUAUGUAAUUAUAGUACUUUUUUAUCCAUCAUACACCAUCUUCGAUAUAUACCGAUUUAUGUUUUCCGAAAAAAAAUUUACUUUUCGUGACUGCACUAGAUAGUUUAAGUAAUUGUAUCCAACUAAACACAAAAGAUAGCUCGUGUUAAAAUAUGAUACUCAACUGAAUAAGAACUAUUAAAUAUAACACUGAAUAAUUGGUUCUAUAAAAUAUUACUGAGAAUAAUCAUAAUAAAGCUAAUACACGUUUAUUUAUCACAA
This is a messenger RNA of Mytilus californianus (California mussel), 2050 nucleotides long. RefSeq names its product multiple epidermal growth factor-like domains protein 10. The coding region runs from base 96 to 1016 and encodes 306 amino acids. Gene Ontology annotation, molecular function: scavenger receptor activity. The transcript has 6 exons. The record is from RefSeq and is a predicted model, not a curated record. NCBI's taxonomy places the organism in Eukaryota, Metazoa, Mollusca, Bivalvia, Mytilida, Mytilidae.